Messenger RNA from Dovyalis caffra, 1470 nucleotides. Lineage: Eukaryota; Viridiplantae; Streptophyta; Magnoliopsida; Malpighiales; Salicaceae. The record is from the annotation of a GenBank genome assembly.
AUGCGCAUAGGAGUGCCAACGCCAAGCGUCCCAAGACGCCGGUCCAUGGAGGAUUUUGCAACCACAAGACACUCCAUGGAAGCCAGAUUAGACCCAGACGACUUCUCUGACGUCUUCGGUGGCCCUCCAAGGAGUGUUCUUUCUCGCAAAUUCUCCGCUGACUUCACCAGAUCUUCUUCUUCUUCUUCUUCUUCCUUUUACCAGGAGAUUUUCCUACCACCUACGGAUUUUGUGUCUACAGGGAAAAUGAAUGGCGGGCGUAGCUUGCCGGCGUUCAGGAUUCCGGCCAGGGGAGAAGGGUUCUAUAGUGAUGUGUUUGGGUUUUCGGAGAAGGGCAGGAGGUCUAGGCAACGGUCAAGAGCCAACUCCAAGUCCAAGUCCAACUCUUCGUCAGUACUAAGUUCGGAGGAGCUCAGUCCUCUACGGCGGCCGGUGACAGGAGAUGACGCUGCCUUGUCUUCUUUUGCUUCAAAGCUCAGGCCAAUCAAUGUACCUUACAGAUGGAACUCGACCACAACGAGACCCGAAGAACAACCCGCUGGGAUACAAUGGAAUAUGCCAUCUUUUACAUGCAAUCAUACUGACGCAUAUUACAUGGAAAAUGAAUCCAUUAGUGAGAAUCUCAGAAGCUCCUCCUCUUGUUUUAGAGUUUCACGGCAGGUCUCAUCCCCAGAAACCAUUAGUCAUGAACCCCAUUCAUUCCGAAGCAUCAAAGUUCCUGUGGAUGAUUUAGAACUCAACUCCCCUUCAUCUCCUGUCUCUUCACUGUGUCAUGAACCAGAGGCAAAAGUUGGUGUGCAGUGGGAUACAAUGCUAGAAGAAGAAAUGGAACUGGAUGAGGAUGAAGAUGAAGAUGAAGUAAUGAGUUCUUAUGUUAUCGAGAUCAAUUCUGAUCAGAGAGAGGGAACUAGCGAAGCAGUUUCGAUUGAUGAAGCAAUUGCAUGGGCUAAGGAGAAAUUCCAGUCACAAUCUUUUGACAGACAACAUGAAAAUGUUUUGAUAGACCACCACUCAGAUGAAGUGGAAGAAAGGCCUAAUAUGCAUGAUUUUGUUGGGCAUCAAAUGGAUGGACAUGGAAGUAGGCAAUAUUCUACUACGGGAAAUGAACUUAAAAAAUCCAGAAGAGAAGGAGAUGAACAACAAUCAGCAAAAGAUAUGGAGAUGGAGCUAUUGGAUGAAGACAUUAGUUUGUGGUCAGCUGGCAAGGAAACUAACAUCCGUCUGCUGCUGUCGACACUACAUCACAUUCUGUGGCCAAACAGUGGUUGGUAUGCAAUCCCACUAACAAGCCUUAUCGAAAGCUCCCAAGUAAAGAAAGCUUAUCAGAAAGCAAGGCUAUGUCUCCACCCUGACAAGUUGCAACAAAGAGGAGCUACACUUCCACAGAAAUAUGUUGCAGAGAAGGCCUUUUCCAUCCUGCAGAAUGCAUGGGCUGCUUUCAUCUCCCAAGAUUUGUUGUUUAACAAGUAG